Messenger RNA from Salvia splendens (bonfire salvia), 405 nucleotides. RefSeq lists its product as uncharacterized. The record is from RefSeq and is a predicted model, not a curated record. NCBI's taxonomy places the organism in Eukaryota, Viridiplantae, Streptophyta, Magnoliopsida, Lamiales, Lamiaceae. The transcript has a single exon. Bases 1 to 405 code for a protein of 134 amino acids.
AUGAACCACGACCACGACAGGAGUUCCUCGGAGGACGGUAGUCCGAUCUUGACUCGAGCCUUAAAUGCAGUCGUGCACGACGCAAUGGUGGAAUGCUUAGCCAUAAUGCAACGCGAGGAGGCGGCGACGGCGGCGGAGGAGCAGAUCCCCAGGCCUAUUCGACCUCGGAAGUUUGUCCGACGCGAUCACGCCGCAGCUCACGAAUGUCUAGUUGCAGACUAUUUUGCCGACCAACCACGGUGGGGCCCGGCUGUUUUCCGUCGUCUGUUUAGGAUGCCUCGUUACCUUUUUCUCAACAUUGUCCAGACGUUGGAGUCCUGUGAUGAAUACCUCAAGUAUCGGGAAGAUGGCAUCGGCAGACCCGGGCUUAUGCCGUUGCAAAAGUGCACAGUUGCAAUCCGCUAG